Messenger RNA from Aphanomyces invadans, 3974 nucleotides. RefSeq lists its product as hypothetical. The coding region runs from base 14 to 3898 and encodes 1294 amino acids. Gene Ontology annotation, cellular component: exosome (RNase complex). Lineage: Eukaryota; Oomycota; Saprolegniomycetes; Saprolegniales; Verrucalvaceae. The record is from RefSeq and is a predicted model, not a curated record. Gene Ontology annotation, molecular function: RNA binding; 3'-5'-RNA exonuclease activity. The transcript has 4 exons.
UGUGAUUCCAACAAUGAUGCAUGACGAAGUGCCUGUGGAGCGCUACUUCAUGGAAAAGAGCCGCCGAAAGAAGCCUGGUAAUGUCAAGGUCACCGAAAACUACCUACGAACGGACGUGCAUUGCGGGCUCAAGCACUGCCGUCUCUGCGAGGGGGUGUCGCCGCCACUUCUUUGUUUGGAGCCGCAAACCACCAUCGUCGUUCCCGACUCAUCUUUCUUGGUGUGCUACAUCGACCUGUUCAACGAUGUCGCGUUCCAGGCGGAUCAAAUCCUUUUCCUGCAGUCUGUCUUGGAUCGUGCGGGCGAUGUGGUUGGGACACGAGAAGCAUCGCAGAUCGACGCGUGGUUGUCUCGGGAAGGCGACCGUGCUCUGCUCAAGACGUUUGGGUACUUUCCCAACAAGCACAUGAUCGACACGUAUGCCCCCACGCACGUGUUCGAGGUGGCAUCGUCGAAAGACACUGCAAUCGAUCACACCCGCCUGGACAUUGAGUCCAUGGAACAGAGAGACCGGCGACUGAUCGCAAACGCCAUGGCGUGGUACUCGUCGCACUCCCCCGCAACGCAUCUUGUCCUUCUCUCCGACGAUCCCUUGCUUUCUUCGUCGAUCCCUCCAUCUCUUGACCACGUCGAUGUGCUUUCCUGCGCCGACUUCAUCGAUACACACUGUUCAUCCGGUGCGCGAAUCGACCUCCACGCAAUCCGGGCAGAAUGCGCCCACGCGUUUCAACGUCGGCAAGUCUCUCCUCAAACGUUUGCCCAGCACGACUCAAACCCGUCUGCGUGCGCGUUCCAAGGCAUUCUUGACGUGAGCACCCACCACCCCCUCGAAGCAUUUGUAAACAUCACAACGGAAGCUGCGUCCAAGAUGCGGUCCAUCUUCAUCUAUGGUCGUGAUGCUAUGAACCGCGCGAUACACGGCGAUGUGGUCGCUAUCGAACUCUUGCCCGAAACGGAAUGGCUUGCCCCAGAGAGCGCCACGUCACUCGUUCACCAUGUUGCGUCGACCGAAGACGAGCUCAAGCGAGCCCAGAAAAAAGCCCACCCAGCCACCUCGACGUGCGUGAGUGCUGUGCCCACUGGCCGUGUCGUUGGCAUCGUCUCCCGUCCCGACCACGUUUACGUUGCAACGAUUUUGUCAUCGACUGUGGCUCCUGGAGACGACUAUGCGCUGGCGGUUCCCAUGGACAUUCGCAUUCCCAAGAUUCGCUUGCGUUCUCAAAACGCGACGGCGCUCGUGGACCACCGACUCAAGGUCGUGGUGGACGCGUGGGCCGCCGACUCGACGUACCCACAAGGCCACUAUGUUCAAAUUCUGGGUCCCGUUGGGGACGUCGAAACCGAGAUCCAAGCGCUGUUGGUUGAACAUGCCGUGCAUGCCCAUCCAUUCAGUGAACCCGCGCUCGCGUGCCUUCCCGACGUCCGAGACAUCGCGGUGGAUAUGCUCGCGGCGUGCGACACGAGCAAACGGCCGCACAUCCCGCUGACGAACGACUGGCAGGUUCCCCCGGAAGAAAUAGCUGCCCGUCUUGAUAUCCGCUCGACGCACCGAGUGUUUAGCGUAGAUCCUCCGGGAUGCCAAGACAUUGACGAUGCCAUGUCGAUCUUACACCUGCCGAAUGGCCGGCUCCAACUUGGUGUGCACAUUGCCGACGUCGGGUACUUUGUUGCGCCGGACACGGCGUUGGAUUUGGAGGCCCAGAACCGCGCCACGACCGUCUACUUGGUCGACCGUCGCUACGACAUGCUACCUGUGCUCCUGAGUGGGGACUUGUGCUCGAUUCACUGCGGUCGCGAUCGUCUGGCAUUCAGCGUUUUUUGGGAGAUCGAUCCCAUGACGCUCGAGAUCGUGCCCGAUGCCACCACAUUUAGCAAGACCAUUUUGCAUUCAACGGCCGCCAUGACGUACUAUCAAGCGGAUCGGUUGAUGGAUGGGUUCGCUGCGGACGACCCGGCCGUGCCGAACUCGGUUGGCACUGGCACUGCUGGCCAGCCGAUCCCUCAAGCACUGCAGCCAUCCCUUCGACAUGACUUGUUGAUUCUCCGUGAGAUUGGUCGCAUGCUGUAUCGAAAACGCGCGUCCCAAGGUGCCGUGGACCUGUCGUCCGGCGGCGAACUCAAGUUUUCAAAACUCCCCGACGACGAAAGCGGCGACGCAGGAUUAACCGUCACGACCAAGGCAGCGCUCGAAAUCCACUCGACGAUCGCCGAGCUCAUGAUUCUGGCGAACGCGACUGUCGCUGAACGCCUCGUCCGUGCAUUCCCCGAGUCUGCCAUGUUGCGCCGCCAUGUUCCGCCCACAGGCAAUCGCUUCGACCAACUCGUCGCGCUCGCAUCGGCCCAAGGACUUGUCCUCGACACGUCCACCAACUUGACGUUGCAGCGGUCGCUAGACACCAUCCAAGUCGACGACGACACUCUAGCGUUGCUGAAGUCGAUGGCGACGCGGGCCAUGUCGGAAGCCGAGUACAUUUGCGCCAGCGAAGCUAGCGGCACGCAGCUUCGUUUCGGCCACUAUGGCCUCGGCCUCGAGUAUUACACUCACUUUACGUCGCCCAUUCGACGGUACGCUGAUGUCGUCGUGCAUCGCCAGCUCAUGGCAACGCUGGACAACUACGUUCCUCGUCCUCCCAACGUGUUUACUAAAGGGUCGAGGGUGGUGCGACGACGACAGGCCCCGGCCCUGCCGUCGUCGCUCGUGCCGUCCGUGCUCACGAUCGACGCCACCGAGUCGAGUGCUUCGCCGCCGUCGUUGAUGCAGCGAGUCUUUGCGGAUGACCAAUACCUCCUGACCAACGCUUCGCCCGCCCCCCGUCGACCCGCUGCUGCAUCCCCCGACCCAUCGCAACUCCCGAUGCUCCACACCGAUCGCCUCGUUGCUUUGAGCCAACACAUGAAUCGCCAGAACCGCCACUCCAAACGCGUCAGCCGAGCGUGCGACGAGCUCUUUUUGGCGCUCUAUUUCAGGUCUCACGUGUCGGUCGUGCAAGCCGUCGUGACAGCGAUCAAGCAGAACGGACUCCUUGUGUACCUCCCGCAGUUUGACGUGCGGGCGCCCGUCUACUUGAAAGACCGCGACGGCGACGUCCACCUCCACGCAUGCAUGGUGCCCCGGCCGCUACGACCUCACCUCCGACCUGCCAAGUACGCGUUUGCAUCGUUGGGCGACAUGGCUGUGCUGCCGAAUGCGUCCCUCGCGCUCUCAUCGGACUGCUUGCGCAUCGUCGCGCCCGACGGCCACACGGCGAUCGCAACCUUUGCGCCCUUACAAGAAGUGCAAGUCCAUGUAUCGUGCGACUUUUCCACCGCAUCCGUUCGAUUACCGCAGCUCCGACUCUUGCUCGUGUCGCCUGAAAUGGGCCGAGACAGCACUGGGGUCGUCCACUGGUCGGCAAAGGUGCUUCUGGACCAUGAACCGUGGAACGAUUCCAACACGCGUGCCAGCAACACGGGCCUCACAGAAGCCAUGGGGGCGCUCGACCUGCGAUCCCAACCAUUUCAUCGCCGACCUCCCCCCAGCCUGUACCAGCGACUGGACAAAGCCAAGGCGACAGCUGCCGUCGCUUCGAUCGACCCGGGGAACGCUCCAAUUGCAUCAAGCCGAAGGGACAACAAAGUGGCGCGGAGUGCACUUGCCAAGAAAGACAGCAAGGCCGUCGGGCGAGUCGUGUUUGGUGGGUUCGAGCCGGUCGUAGACAAAAAGUUCAAUCGGUUGAUGACUGCGCACUACGAAAACCGGAGCGCCGAGCUGGAGGCAGCCAUGACGAUCGAGCGAAGUGCGAUCAGAGAGAUCGGGGACACGCGGCAGUUUGAGGCGGACGCGCUGCGCCGGUCCGACAAGCUGAUGGCCGAACGACGGCACGACCGCAUCAAUCGGCGCAACAAGGCCAACAAUUAACACGUUUUCCACAUUUUUUGUCGUUGAAUCAAAGGAAGUAGAAUGGCUGGUGCUCGUCAGUCUCCAUGAAAGGAAC